Molecule: messenger RNA, 1143 nt
Organism: Schistocerca serialis cubense
Lineage: Eukaryota; Metazoa; Arthropoda; Insecta; Orthoptera; Acrididae
Exons: 2
Coding region: 1-1143 (380 amino acids)
Source: RefSeq, a predicted model, not a curated record
AUGGGUAAAGGUAAACGCGGGAAGGGCAACUCACCCGCAAAGAGGCCAACUCGAGAAGACUUUCUCCGGGCGGACGGCAACAAGCGCAGAGUCUCGUCUGACCGACGCAGCGGCUCCGUCGCACCGUCUGCCCCUACAGAAGAAGAGAUGGUAGCGCCAACACCUUGUCGGCCCUCCGCCCAAGUUCUCCCUGUGUGCAUACGCUACACGGGUCGAGACUGGGUGGAGACAUACGACGAGGUGGCAAUGGACCUGCGCUACCCUCCACAAGUGCAGAUGCUGGACAACGAAGCCGCGCUGUCCAUCCAGCCACGUUCACAGGAGGAUCGGAAGAUCCUCUGCGACCAAGAUGGCCGCCGCGAGAAGCCGACGACAUCGAAGAAGAGGAGGAGGAGGAGGAGGCGCAAACGCGCCAGCGCUCAAGCCUCAGAGCAGGCAGACAAAGCAGCGGCGCCUCGCCACAACGCGCGGCCGGCCCCUCCACCCGCCAGUGGCAGAGGUGGUGGGGGGGGCCCCUCGCGCGAGCAGGAGGGACGCCACUCAGCAAGCAGCAGCGGUGUGGGCAACAUCGACGCGCUGAUGGAGGAAGCGGAGUCACGCUUCCGGAUGGCCCUCCACGCGGAGAUGGAGGCUGCCUGCCACCUGCUGAGGGAAGCAUUGGCUCUCCGCCUUCAACGUGACGGGCCGACGGCACACACCAGCGCGUCCGCAGCCACGCAGACUGAAGAAACCACCAAGAAGAAGAGGAUGGUGAUCAACCGCGCCAGCCAGACCACCGACGGCGCCUCAUCCUUCCACACAGAAACCACCGUGCGUGUCGAUGAGGGCACCCAGACGUCGUCCAAACGGUACAAGCGCCAUCGUGGCGCCCAAACCGAGACGGCGGAUGCGGAGUCCAUCGGCACGCAGACCGAAGUGGCAGCCAUGGAGCCCACUAGGUCUCCAUGGAAGCUGCACAGGAUCGAGGCAACGAGCAGCAAACCUCCCAUUCCGAGAUCUCCCUCUCCAGAGGUAGAAGAUCUCGGAAUAAGACGAAUUCUAGGUGACGCCCAAGACCGUGGCCCCAGGACAACUCCGGCCGUGCCACAAAGACGACCUACGUGCUCGAGGGAGUUCGAGUACAUCAAACAAUGGAGGCCGUGA